This is a messenger RNA of Sus scrofa (pig), 1993 nucleotides long. Its product is annotated as olfactory receptor 8S1-like. Lineage: Eukaryota; Metazoa; Chordata; Mammalia; Artiodactyla; Suidae. The record is from RefSeq and is a predicted model, not a curated record. Gene Ontology annotation, cellular component: membrane. Gene Ontology annotation, molecular function: G protein-coupled receptor activity; olfactory receptor activity. Gene Ontology annotation, biological process: G protein-coupled receptor signaling pathway.
UUACUUUUUUGUUUUCCAGAGAGAACACUUCUCUAUAUAGCAAUGAAAAACUACAGUGCUACCAGUGAGUUUGUACUCCUUGGACUGUCUGUUGACCCCCAUAUUCAGGCUGUACUCUUCAUGCUGUUCAUUCUGAUUUACCUCCUCACUCUGAUGGGAAAUUUCUUGAUGAUGCUGAUGAUUAGGGCUGAUUUUCACCUCCACACACCCAUGUACUUCUUUUUGAGACAGCUGUCUUUUCUGGACCUCUGCCACUCAUCCGUCACAGUUCCCAAGAUGCUGGAGAAUCUACUUUCUGAAAGUAAAACCAUCUUUGUAGAGAGCUGCCUGGCUCAGGCCUUCUUUGUGUUUGCCACCGGGGGCACGGAGGCCUGUCUGUUGGCAGUGAUGGCCUAUGACCGCUAUGUAGCCAUCAGCUCCCCUCUGCUCUAUGGCCAGGUGAUGAGCAACCAGCUCUGUGUGGGGCUGGUGUGGGGCUCCUGGGGCCUGGCCUUUGUUGAUGCUCUCAUCAAUAUCCUCCUGGCUGUCAAUUUAGACUACUGUGAGGACCACACUAUUCCCCACUUCAGCUGUGAGCUGUCUUCUCUCUUCCCUCUGUCUUGCUCUGACACCGCCACCAAUUUCACACUCCUGCUCUGCUCUUCUGUCUUGCAUUUCUUUGGCACCUUCAUUAUGAUUGUUUCCUCCUAUGCCCGCAUUGUCUCCACCAUUCUGAGCAUCAGCUCUACUUCGGGCAGAAGCAAGGCCUUCUCCACCUGCUCUUCUCACCUCACUACCGUGAUCUUGUUCUAUGGCUCAGGCUUCCUCAGCUACCUUUUGCCAGCCUCAGGUUCCCCCCUGGAGAUGGUCUUCUCCUUGCAGUACAGUGUAGUCACACCCAUGCUGAAUCCCCUCAUCUACAGCCUACAGAACAAGGAGGUGAAAGCAGCUAUGGGAAGAAUGUUUCGAAAAUAUUUUCAUUCUCUCUUGUAGGGGACACAAAGUGAUAAUAAAAGAGAAAAACUGAUUAUGCUACAUGAUCAGACAAUGGACUUUAAGGAGAGUUUCUUGAUUUCCCAUGAUGACAGAUGUUACUGGGAACAUAGUGGUAUUUACUUUCUUGGAAAUGCUUCUGAAAAGGACAGAAAACUCUUAUUUUAGGUGGGUUCAGAUUCUUAUUCAGAAAAGGAGAAAUGAAUCAGAUAAUCCUUUUUUCAAGGGAUCAUUUUGUGGAUAGCUGUUGCCAUUAUAGCUCAUUAUUUCUUCACACUUCUUCAGAUAAUUAUGCUCCAGAUCCCUAGGAAAACUGAUUCUCUCAAAUUUACAUCAUAUGGUGAGAUGAUUCCAUACCCCAGGGGUAACCAUUCUGCCCCUUUCUCUUGACAGUUUAUUGAGGCCAGGAGUGAAACAAAGACCCAGGUGAGGUUAUUUAGAAUUGUUUCUCUAGAAAAUUCAAAUAUGGAGUAGGAACAAGAAGAAGAGCUUUCAGAAGAAAAGCAAUCUGACUAUAGUUCCUGAAGAGACUGUGAAACUCUGUUCUCCUGGCCAUUGUCCUUUCUGAGGUCAUAUUUUUAAUAGAUAUAAUGGAACUCGUGAAUUUGUUCUGUGGCAAAAGGGACCAGGCAGAGAAAGAAGGCAAUAGACCUUAAAAGAGGAAGAGUAGCAUAGGUUUUCCAGGUGGGCUCAAUGUAAUCACAGGACUCCUUAAAAGCAGGGAAACUUCUCCAGCUGUAGGUAGGAAUGAUGAGGCAGAAGGGGGAAGGUCAGAGAUAAUAUAAGCACGAGGAAGACUCAACCCAUCAUUGCUGGCAUGGGUCCACGAGCCAGAGAGUGUGAGUGGCCUGCAGAAGCUGAGAACCACCACCAGCAAAGAAAUAGGAACCUUGGGGCAUAGAAUUCAUGGAACCGAAUUUGGCCUUCAACCUGAACAGCAUCUUCCCCAAAUCCUGCAGGUAAGGCCUGCUGACUUGAUUUUUGGCCUUGUGUGAUGACCCAGAGUAGUAAAAUUGGUUGA